Molecule: messenger RNA, 789 nt
Organism: Angiostrongylus costaricensis
Lineage: Eukaryota; Metazoa; Nematoda; Chromadorea; Rhabditida; Metastrongylidae
Source: the annotation of a GenBank genome assembly
AUGCAUGUCGCAUCCCUAAGGUAUACGGCUCGUAAUAUAUGGAAGGACAUCGUUCUGGUAAAAAGUCAUGGACGUAUUCGACGUCAAGGAUAUGGUACAUACAAUGGGUCGAAUGAUAACCAACAAUGCACAUCAUGUGUGCAGUUACAAUGUCCUCCUGGACCACCUGGACCACCUGGAGUAGAUGGAGAGCCUGGAGUUGACGGCGCACCUGGACGCCCUGGAAAACCAGGACUUGAUGGACUUGAUGUACCUCUUGAACCUGAACCUAGUUUUCCGUGUGUGAUUUGUCCAGCAGGACCUCCUGGAAGUCGAGGACCACAAGGCGAAACUGGCCGCCCAGGUCUUCCUGGCGAACCAGGCCAUCCAGGUCUUCCAGGACGUCCUGGAAAACCGGGUCGAGUUGGAGAUGCAGGGCGGCAAGGCGAACCUGGAGAACCAGGUGAACCAGGAAUAAAAGGCCCUCCUGGCGACGAUUCCAUUGGUGGCACAGGAAUCAAGGGUCCUCCUGGUCCACCAGGACCACGCGGACCCAAAGGGCCACCUGGACCUAACGGAAUGCCUUCACAAAGUCCAGGUCCUCCUGGUCUAAUUGGCGAAAUGGGGCCGCCUGGCCCACCAGGACCUCGAGGAGAACCAGGACCUCCUGGACCGUUUGGACCUCCCGGAGACGCUGGAGAACCUGGAGGUCAUUGUCCGUCAUCGUGUGGAGUGCAAGAAAUAGUUGCUCCCUCAAUUGCUGAACUGGAUACUAACGACGCAUACAGUGGAGGUUACGGAAAAAAAUAA